Molecule: messenger RNA, 5291 nt
Organism: Eriocheir sinensis (Chinese mitten crab)
Lineage: Eukaryota; Metazoa; Arthropoda; Malacostraca; Decapoda; Varunidae
Product: ADP-ribose pyrophosphatase, mitochondrial-like
Exons: 8
Coding region: 321-1226 (301 amino acids)
Molecular function (GO): ADP-ribose diphosphatase activity
Source: RefSeq, a predicted model, not a curated record
AAAUUUAUUAAACGGAAGUAAAUCCCUAACCUUGGUACUAUCAGUUGCGAUAUAUUUUUAUGGGUUCAAAAGAUUCAGAAUGACAAGAUCUAGGGGAUAAUGCAAGUGCAGUAUUAACAUCACAUGAGAUAACUAGAAAAAAAUUCAAUAUUACCGGCAGUAGGUUGUUAUCUGUCAAGUUUACAUCCUGACCUUGAUAGAUAAUGUGUCGGGCACAUAUACAGGUGCAUAACAUGGUGUUCUGUUAGUUUAGGAAAAGACUGGGUGACAGCAUGUGAGGUCAGGGAUGGACAGACCUGCCAUCCUGAUAUAGGAGUGGCAUGAAGAGUGCCUCAAGACUCCUGUGCCAGACUAGCCUCCUCAGCACCGUGGCGGCGCUUAACAUGCAUACAAAGUGCCGGGGCGGCGUGUACUCCUUCACCAAGGGCAAGGUGCAGCGGACUGAGGUGCCAGACAGCAAAGUGGAGUGGAGUGCAGUCUUUGAGGGGUACACACCGCCGCAUUACACUGCCCCGCACAUCCUGGCGGGGCCCGUCUAUGCCGACCCGGAGAUAGGAGCCCCAAGAUUCAAGCCACGGUGGAACGCACUGGACGGCAAAGUGAAUCGCUGUUCCCACACGAGGCAGUACAAUGUAGUGGAUGGCUUCCCACGGAACGUGUGUGGCCGCACGGGUCUGGCGGGGCGGGGCGCCCUGGGGCGGUGGGGACCCAACCAUGCUGCCGAUCCCAUCGUAACGCGCUGGAAGGUGGCCGAUGGCAGGAGGGUUAUUCAUGAUGAGACAGACAAGCCAGUCCUCCAGUUUGUGUGCAUCCAGCGCAGGGACAGCGGGGAGUGGGCCAUCCCCGGGGGCAUGGUGGACCCAGGGGAGCGUGUCACGGCUACGCUGCAGCGGGAGUUCCUGGAGGAGGCCCUCAACGCCCUGGAGAUGACCCCAGCACAGAGGGAACAAAGUGAACACCAGCUCAGGGAACUCUUCAAAGGCGGUGUAGAGGUUUACUCCGGGUAUGUGGACGACCCGCGCAACACGGACAACGCCUGGAUGGAGACCAUGGCAUACAACUUCCACCAAGAGGACACAGAGGGGGUGCUGUACUCCCUGCAGCUCCACGCCGGGGAUGACGCCAAGACUGUGAGGUGGCAGGACAUCAGCGGCAGCCUGAACCUCUACGCCAGCCACAAGGACAUGAUCGAGAGGGUGGCACAGAGACACGACGCCCAUUGGUGAGCAGAGAACUAGUGUGGUGAAGUUCUUGCAGCUGUUAUUCCCUCGCCUCCUCUCUCUCCCCUUGUUGUUGUUCCCUUCACCUCCCCGGAGAUAAGAGAUGGUGGUGAGUGAGUGAGUUUUUGCUUUCCUCAUUUGUCAGUUUGAUUCAUCUUGCAUUGUUCAGGUCUUCAUCGGUGGUUUUGCAUUCACUUGGCACAAAGGGAGAUGCUACGAUACUUUUGUCUGUCCUCUUUUAUUACUUCUCAUGAUUUUUUCAGCUGUGUGGAACAUUUUCAUCUAUUGUAUGUUCAUGGUCAAUAAUCUUUCAACUGUUUAUAUACUCACAUUAUAGUACAAGUGAUUCCCAAGUUAUGAAAUCGUUCCAUUUUGGGGUCAGUAUUGAAGUCCAAUUUAUCUCUAGUCUGAACACUUGUGGUCCAUAACCAGAAUCAGAUUUAUGUAUAGGAUCCAUGAUAGGGGCUUGCAUACUUAGAAGAAUUUAGAAGACAGCACAAUAGACUCUUUAUGGAUACAUUAUUAAACUUACACUAGCAGCAGCAUACCACUUUGCACUGCCUCUGUAAUUAGUUCAUCACUGUGAACCUUUGUCUGUAAUGCAGAUUUUUUAAAUGAUAGAUUACAGUAGUCCCUUAUCCAGGGAUAAUGUAGAUCAGGACGUUCAUAACACUGGGGCUUCCUGCACCCAGCAGCUGCCACAACUCACAGUUUUCUGAUUGUAGCCAUGUCAUACUAUUUUUAGUUUUUGAAAUGAAAAGCUGUCAAGAAGCUUUAGCUAAUUUGCAGUUUGAAUACCAAAGAUUUUGGAAAUGUCUUGUUGAUAUUCAUCACAGAGAAACCAGUGAUUUCCUGGAAACAUUUGUGUUUACCUUUCUGUUUUGUAUAUGUAGAGCAAUUAGAUAAACUGCAGCUAAACCAACUAAUGCCUUAGAAGAUACAGGGAUGUAGGACACAGCUGGUCGUAGUGAGUCUGCCAUGUAAGGCUUGAGUCAUAGCACACUGCCUUAAGGCCUUAGUGAGUGGUCAGUGCAUCGUUAUUACCUCACUUGUCAGUACAGGUAUCACCAUCUCACCUUGGGAAUUUCCAGUCCAAUAAUUAGUGCUUCUACAGUACAAGACUGAAAGGGUCAGAUGAUUGGCAUGGGAUGGGAAAAUUCAAGUUCAGAAACAAAGCUCACUUCAUAAUAUGCAUAAUGUUGAAAUAUGGAAAGGAAAGUUUGACAGACCAAAUGUAAAUACAUUAAUGAUUAAUAUUGUAGCACCAGACAACACAGACCUGGUGGUACAAGUUGUUUAUUAGUCAGACACAUUGACGUGAAGGCUAUCAAGAGAUGGGGUCAUUGUCACCAAAGGGUUUAGUUAUUCCUGGCUCAAGUCUAAGACAUGGCUGCGUACAUUGUAUGUGUGUAGUAUAUUACUUUUUUUUACUACAUUGAGGCUUGUUGUAGCUGCCAACUCCUAAGAUGUCAGUUUGCUUGUGUGCUUUUCCUCGUGGCCAGAUCCAUUGCCGAGUAGUACAGUUAUUUUCUCCUUGACACAAGUGACAAAAUGGAUUUAUAGCACUGAUGAGGAGCCAUUAUUGUGACUGUCUGUAUUAGAUGAAAUUUGUGGUGGUGAUUCUUAAUUACCUCAGCAAAUUGCCAUCUCAACUCCUUGAGAAAAUAGGAAUUACUCAAGAUAUUAUAGAAUAACUUUCAUCCAGCCAGUUGCAUCCAUUCAUUGUUGAGGCAACUUUGGUUGAUGGAUGUAUAAAUAAUAUGAAUGGGAAUGAGCCACAGCUUGGGCUUCAUGUAUCUUAUUGUAGUAGUGUAUGCAACUACACAACCAAGCAAUUGAUGUGGACAUGUGCUAGGGGAUGAAGUGCCUUACCCACACUACGAUGGACUCUUCAGGGGUCUCUCGGGGGCCGUACUGCAAGUCCAGUCUGAGAAGUUUCGGGUCCCUACAGAGUUUGGGAUGAAUAACUCUGCAAAACUUCUCGGAUUGGACUUGUAAUAUGGCCCAGAGAGAGAGAGAGAGAGAGAGUGUUUGUCUAAAAAUUAAAUCGAUGGCAACCACUGGAUACUGUGUGAGUGUUGCCUUUCAGAGUGCGAAUAUUUUUUGAAUAAUAUGUAUCUGUUUUCCAUAUGACAGUGAAAGGCACAUCAUAAUUCAUAUCGUACAGGGUUUCACAACCACAACACAGCACGCACCAAAAAACACUAGAAAUGGGGAGAGUAAGUAAUGGGAAUUAGAAUGCGUUCAUAUUAGUGGGGUCAAAGCGCCAUAAGGCAGCUACCACAAAAAUAAUGGAGCAGAAACCGCUACAAAAUUGGAAACUAAUAAAAGGAAAAAAAAAAAAGGACGAUAUGUUAGCAGGGUCAAGGAGCCAGCAUAUAUGGUGUGUGUAUGAAAGCAGUAUAUGCAGAUAUUUUGAGGACGUAAUUUAUCGGGAAAAGGAUGGAAGGAGGUCAACGUAUCUUUUACUUCUCUGACGCUCUACGGGUUAAGGUAGAAAAAAACAAGCAUUACCAGUGUGGCCACAUUUAAUUUACAAUAACAUGCAUAUUGUCACUUCUUUAGUUAUACACUAUUGAUUACCUUCUUAUUAAUAGCCUUAACAUUACCUUGGGAGGAAUUAUUUACUCUUAAGACCUCAAAAUAUUUGGACAUGUUUAAUCAUGUAUAAUAUAAAAACUGGAAUGAUUAAGAAAGUGAAUCCAAUCAUAGAAUAUUUACCAACUCCAAUUAAUAAGUUAUGUUAUAUUAAAUAGCUCUUGAAUAUAUAUAUACAUCUGUCCCCCCUUAUUUGUGAGGGUAAGGGGACACAGCCGCCCCCCAGAUAAAGAAUUUCUGCAAAUGUUUGGCGCUUCCCCUCUUAAAAGCAUCUGGGUCCACAAAAGACCACCGAGCAAUUAAUCAUUUAAAAUGCACCUACUACAACACUUCCAUUACCUGAAAGCAGCAUAAAUAUCAUAAACAGCAUCAUUCAUCAGCAAUACAUACUAUAAACUGUUGUGUAAUUGAUGUAAUCCUUGUGCCCUUGAGCUGCCUCCUUUGUUGUAAAAAAAAAUUAAAAAAAAAAAUAAAAAAAAUAAAAAAUAAAAAAAAAUACGGGGUCAUUAAUAUCUCGCUUAACUGUUGUCCACUCACCACAGAGUCCCUGCCAUUUUCUUUUUCAACUUUAGGCACUUACCGUAUAUGCUCAUCAUGCAAAUGAUUCACUAGCGAAUGAUUUUCUACAAAAAAAUUGGGUAAUAAAAAUUGGAUCAUAACUACAAGUUCAGCUGCUGAACAUCAAAAAAGCUUGUCAGUGGUAGUGAUGAUUACAUAUUCGUAAGUGUAUGUAAAUUACAAUAGGUAUAGCUGAUGAAUAAUGCUGCUUUUAAUAAUUUAUGCUGCGCUCUGCAUGUAUACAUCACCCUUUCCUUAGGAACAGCCACACUGUCCACAGGCGGACCGCAAGGGUUUGGAGUGGCACGGAGAAAAUUCCUUGUAGGCCACUUUUGUGCAUUUUUGGGAAAUCCACAAAUGUGUGAAUCCACGAACAGUGAACCCACAAAUACCGGGGGACAGAUGUAGGCUCUUUACCGCCAUCCAGUGAGAUUUGAAAUUGUACAAGGCUAGGAGCAGCAUUACAGCAAAAUGUUGUACUUAUAUGGAAUGCUAAGCAACAUUGAAAUGCAUUAUCCUCCAAUAUUCAGAAUACAUACACCUCUGUGGUGCUAUUGGGAAUUGAUUCAGUCAUGCAUCCUCCAAGUUUGGUUGAUCAUUGUGAUAGUGGACAUGCUUUGGUUGAUCCUCUUUACUCAUUAGUCACAGAACUGAGGUCUGUGUGGAGGUCCCUGAAUUGCCUGAGUGAUGAAAAGUAGUUGUGCUGCACUGCUUCAGGACGUAACAACCCCCUCGGACAAAUGUUCAAAACCAACAUUUGAUUGAGGAGGCUUUCAGGUCUUUGAGUUCUAUGAUUAGUGAGAAAAAGGGAUUCCUAAAUGACAUAUUUACUGCCUUUGCUCUAACACCAAAUAUUUUUUAUCCUAAAUAUAUAUUUGUUUCCCUACAGGAUUAAUAAAUUACCCAAAAACUCUU